Molecule: messenger RNA, 444 nt
Organism: Fonsecaea multimorphosa CBS 102226
Lineage: Eukaryota; Fungi; Ascomycota; Eurotiomycetes; Chaetothyriales; Herpotrichiellaceae
Exons: 1
Coding region: 1-444 (147 amino acids)
Molecular function (GO): FMN binding; oxidoreductase activity, acting on paired donors, with incorporation or reduction of molecular oxygen
Source: RefSeq, a predicted model, not a curated record
AUGGGCUCUGUCGACCUGAUUGCAAGCUUGAAUGCUCGGGGCCCAACAAGCGGAUUUACCGACGUGCCCGACAAUGACGAGUCUCUCCCAGACGAUUUUCAGCGCGAAAAGGCCAAGCUCUUCAAUCCCUUGAAAGUCGGCGCCUUUAACCUCAGGCACCGCAUCGUCCAUGCUGCCCUGGGCCGGUCUCGGAGCGCAUUCGCGACUGAGAGUCCGCUGGCCGCAGAGUACUUCCGCCAAAGAACGACCCCGGGCAGCUUGGUCAUAUCUCAGGCGACCUCAGAGAUUGUCCGAACUAGUGUCCUCAAUAUUCGCAAAGCGGCCGAGAAUGAAGGCCGCGACCAGAACCAUAUCAAGAUUAUCGCCAGUAGCACCACGAUAGUGGCCGCCACGGAUGAAGAGGCCUUCAAAAAGCGGGGCGAAUACCUUAGUUAUGUAGACUAG